Molecule: messenger RNA, 882 nt
Organism: Schistosoma margrebowiei
Lineage: Eukaryota; Metazoa; Platyhelminthes; Trematoda; Strigeidida; Schistosomatidae
Source: the annotation of a GenBank genome assembly
AUGUAUUAUAGUAGUAGUAGUAGUAGUAGUAGUAGUAGUAGUAGUAGUAGUAGUAGUAGUAGUAGUAGUAGUAGUAGUAGUAGUAGUAGUAGUAGUAGUAGUAGUAGUAGUAGUAGUAGUAGUAGUAGUAGUAGUAGUAGUAGUAGUAGUAGUAGUAGUAGUAGUAGUAGUAGUAGUAGUAGUAGUAGUAGUAGUAGUAGUAGUAGUAGUAGUAGUAGUAGUAGUAGUAGUAGUAGUAGUAGUAGUAGUAGUAGUAGUAGUAGUAGUAGUAGUAGUAGUAGUAGUAGUAGUAGUAGUAGUAGUAGUAGUAGUAGUAGUAGUAGUAGUAGUAGUAGUAGUAGUAGUAGUAGCAGUAGUAGUAGUAGUAGUAGUAGUAGUAGUAGUAGUAGUAGUAGUAGUAGUAGUAGUAGUAGUAGUAGUAGUAGUAGUAGUAGUAGUAGUAGUAGUAGUAGUAGUAGUAGUAGUAGUAGUAGUAGUAGUAGUAGUAGUAGUAGUAGUAGUAGUAGUAGUAGUAGUAGUAGUAGUAGUAGUAGUAGUAGUAGUAGUAGUAGUAGUAGUAGUAGUAGUAGUAGUAGUAGUAGUAGUAGUAGUAGUAGUAGUAGUAGUAGUAGUAGUAGUAGUAGUAGUAGUAGUAGUAGUAGUAGUAGUAGUAGUAGUAGUAGUAGUAGUAGUAGUAGUAGUAGUAGUAGUAGUAGUAGUAGUAGUAGUAGUAGUAGUAGUAGUAGUAGUAGUAGUAGUAGUAGUAGUAGUAGUAGUAGUAGUAGUAGUAGUAGUAGUAGUAGUAGUAGUAGUAGUAGUAGUAGUAGUAGUAGUAGUAGUAGUAGUAGUAGUAGUAGUAGUAGUAGUAGCAGCAGCAGCAGCAGCAGCAGCAGCAGCGAAUAA